AUGUGUUGCAAGGCGCUUCUAAGUUUCCUGAGAAUAUUUGGAACAACGCUUUUUGGAGUCUCACUCCUCACGGCAAUGAUAGUUUCUUACACUGUUGGCUACCAAUUUGUCCAUACGGAUGACUACUAUCUCUCUUUUGGACCAUAUGGUCUCUUCUUAGCUAUACACAUCAUCAUUCAAAACAUAUUUGCCUUCCUGGAACAUCAAAAAAUGAAAAAAUACUUAAAUAUCCCCAUUAACUUGAACCACACUAUUGCUCUUUGCAUCGCGGCCUAUCAAGAAGAUCCAGGCUACUUGCGAAAGUGUUUGCAGUCUGUGAAAAGGCUAACCUACCCUGGAAUUAAAGUGGUCAUGGUCAUAGAUGGGAACUCGGAAGAUGACCUUUACAUGAUGGACAUCUUCAGUGAAGUCAUGGGCAGGGACAAUUCAGCCACUUAUAUCUGGAAGAACAACUUCCACGAGAAAGGUCCUGGUGAGACGGUUGAGUCACAUAGAGAAAGCUCUCGACAUGUCACCCAACUGGUCUUGUCCAACAGAAGUAUUUGCAUCAUGCAAAAAUGGGGUGGAAAAAGAGAAGUCAUGUACACGGCCUUCAGAGCUCUGGGACGAAGUGUGGAUUAUGUACAGGUUUGUGAUUCAGACACUGUGCUUGACCCUGCCUCAACAGUGGAGAUGGUGAAAGUUUUAGAAGAAGACCCCAUGGUUGGAGGUGUCGGAGGAGACGUCAAGAUUUUAAACAAGUAUGAUUCCUGGAUCUCCUUCCUCAGCAGUGUGAGAUACUGGAUGGCUUUUAACAUAGAAAGGGCCUGCCAGUCUUAUUUUGGAUGUGUCCAGUGCAUUAGUGGACCUCUGGGGAUGUACAGAAACUCCUUACUGCAUGAAUUUGUGGAAGACUGGUACAAUCAAGAGUUUAUGGGCAGCCAAUGUAGUUUUGGAGAUGACAGGCAUCUAACGAACCGAGUGCUGAGUCUGGGCUAUGCAACAAAAUACACAGCUCGGUCCAAGUGCCUUACUGAGACGCCUAAGGAUUAUCUCAGAUGGUUAAACCAGCAGACCCGUUGGAGCAAGUCCUACUUCCGAGAGUGGCUGUACAAUGCGAUGUGGUUUCAUAAGCAUCACCUGUGGAUGACCUAUGAGGCAGUUAUCACCGGGUUCUUCCCUUUCUUUCUCAUUGUCACAGUAAUCCAAUUCUGCUACAAGGGUAACAUUUGGAACAUCCUCCUCUUAUUGUUAACCAUCAAGUUAGUAGCUCUCAUAAAAUCAUCCUUUGCCAGCUGCCUUAGAGGAAAUAUCGUCAUGAUCUUCAUGUCCCUCUACUCGGUGUUGUACAUGUCAAGUUUACUUCCUGCCAAGAUAUUUGCCAUUGUAACGAUAAACAGAGCUGGCUGGGGCACAUCUGGAAGGAAAACCAUUGUUGCUAAUUUCAUGGGACUCAUUCCAGUGUCGAUUUGGCUUACAAUCCUCCUGGGUGGUUUAAUUUUCACCAUUUAUGAGGAAUUAAAAAAGCCAUUCUCAGUACACAAAGUGAAAGUUAUAAGUAUUGGAGUAGCUGUCUAUGUAUGCUAUUGGGUUGUGUUUUUCAUGCUGUAUGUGCUUUUUAUCAGUAAAUGUGGUAGGCGAAAGAAGAAACAACAGUACGACAUGAUGCUUGAUGUAUAA
Phacochoerus africanus (Common warthog) is the source of this 1659-nucleotide messenger RNA. RefSeq names its product hyaluronan synthase 2-like. Lineage: Eukaryota; Metazoa; Chordata; Mammalia; Artiodactyla; Suidae. Gene Ontology annotation, biological process: extracellular matrix assembly; hyaluronan biosynthetic process. The transcript is spliced from 3 exons. Gene Ontology annotation, molecular function: hyaluronan synthase activity. Bases 1 to 1659 code for a protein of 552 amino acids. The record is from RefSeq and is a predicted model, not a curated record.